GUGAAUCAGUCUGUAUACGAAUCAAACAGCUACGGAAGCCAAUAGCACGAAGGGUGACUAAAAUCAGCUUUGGAUUGAUGCACACGUUUACAGAGUAAAGCCUCCUUAUAAACCUCAACACCAGAGUGUUGAAUUUCAUUCAGCGUGACCAGGUGUGAGGGCAUUGGUCAGAUCCUGUAUCUACUCCUUCAGCACAACUCUUUCGAAUUACUAUCCUGAGUCCCAGGGAUCUUCAGUGUGGUUUAAUAUAAAAUGGCGGGGAAGGAGCGCAGCCCUCGCCAUCGGCCCUGGUCUGUGUACCGCGCCAACACCUUUGAUUUAUCUUCUGAGAUGAUGGGGCUUACACUGACAGGUAACAGUCAGGAUCCUGAUGAGCCUGUGCUGGAGUUCAGUUUGGCAUGCAGUGAGUUAGUGACUCCAACGUUGGAGCGUAAACCCAGUAGCUUUGUAGCAGUGAGCUGUACCACUCCCCCUCAAGCCUUUUGGACAAAACAUGCUCAGACUGAGAUCAUAGAGGGCACAAGUAACCCAAUUUUCCUCAGCAGCAUUGCUUUUUUUCAAGACUCUCUGAUUACUCAGCAGACUCAAGUCAAACUUUCUGUCUAUGAUGUCAAAGACCGUUCGCAGGGGACGAUGUAUUUGCUUGGUUCGGCCAUGUUCACAGUGAAAGAACUACUCCAGGAUAAAUUUCACAGACUGCACCUUACACUACGAUCAGCAGAGAAUGAAAAGGUGGGCAACAUAACUAUUAUUGCCUGGCAGUUGGAGGAGAAGAAGGACCAUAGAGCUCAACUUACUCGGACCGACACAAUUAAUGGCAGGAUGGUGUUACCUGUUGAUGAGAGCCUUACUGAAUCCAUGGGGAUAAAAUCAAAAUCUGCUUCUCUAUGCAAAGAUACACUAUUAAAAGCGGUAUUUGGGGGAACGAUAUCCAGGAUGUAUCGCUUUCCUACCACGGAUGGAAACCAUCUACGUGUCCUGGAACAGAUGGCAGAGAGCGUGCUGUCACUACACAUACCCAGACAAUUUGUAAAACUGCUACUGGAGGAGGACGCUGCCAGGGUGUGUGAGCUAGAGGAGUUGGGAGAGUUGUCUCCAUGUUGGGAGAAUCUAAGAAGGCAGAUCAUUACUCAAUAUCAGACAAUCAUUCUCACUUAUCAGGAAACACUAAGUGACCUACAUGAAUACAAAGGUCCAUCUUUUAAAUCCAGCACUUUAAAAGCAGAAAAGAGGCUGGAAUUUGUGCCAACCAACAUGCACAUCCAGAGGAUUAGAGUACAGGGAGAGUCUGGCUAUGACCGAACCUAUGACGUGGUCACUACUGGAGCUCCUGCAGCACAUCAUCAAGGUUUUAAAGGCAGUGGCCUGAGGAAACUGAUUCAGAAGUUUGUGGAGACCAAGAAACAAGCUGGAGAAUCCCGUUCACAUUCUGUACCAUACCAGCCACAGGAUGUGGUACGAGCAAAAGAAAUCAUCUCACACAUUAACACACUGAAGACUCAGGUCAGCUACUAUGCCGAACGCUUAUCCCGGGCUGCCAAAGAGCGCUCUGCUAAUGCACUGGAAAGAACUCUCGCCAUCCUCAGAGACAAGACAAGGCAGCUGGUGACAGUGUGUGACGAUAAACUGCUAGCAAUGGCAAUCCAGGCUCUGAGUGCAGCACGGCCAGAGUUCAUCGCCUCUAAAUCCUCUCCAUUAGGACCAGACACUGAGCGUGUGGUCUUGCGCAAUGGCCCGGGCUCUUCACAGGCCAAAUGGAGUGGGAAAGCAAACAGAGCCUCUGUGAACAUGGACUGGCAUGAUGAGGAGUGGGGAAAGGUGUGGUUAAAUGUGGAUAAAAGUAUGGAAUGUGUCAUUCAUUGCGUGGACAGGCUGUUGAUGAAGGAGAGACUGCAGAGCGACAGUAGUGAGGAUGUUUUCCUCUCUGACCAGCAGCCCAACACCAGCAAGAGAGGUAGCAAUCCUGGCAAUACCUCCUGGAUCCAUCAUAAAUAUUCAUCCCCCUCAUCUUCCCUCUACACCCUCUUAAACUCAUCACCAUCCUCUACUUUGACCUCUGCAUGUGCACCCAGAUCCUCCUAUGGCAGCCCCAGUGUUGACAGCCGUUCUCCAGGUGAAUGGAGCGAUGCGCUCUACCCUCUCUUGACUACGCUAAAUGAAUGUGUAGCCAUGAUGAGUGACAUGGCGAAGAAAUCAAUGGUGUUUGUGCUGAUGCAGGACUGUGCUUCUACCAUCGCUAUGAGCCUGACGCUACAGUAUCGCAGAGAUGUGGUCUUCUGCCAAACACUGACAGCUGUAAUCUGUGGAUUCAUAGUAAAGCUGAGGAACUGUUUGUGUGAUAAUGGCUUUCUAAGACAGCUCCAUACUAUUGGCUUACUGGUCCAGUUUGAAGGCCUACUCAGCACUUACGGGGAGGAGCUGGCCAUGCUAGAAGAUAUGAGCAUAGGUAUAACGGAUCUUAGGAACGUCACCUUUAAGGUCACUCAGGCAACCUCCAGCUUUAGUCCUGACAUGCUACCUGUUAUCACGGGGAACAGAGAUGGCUUUAAUGUGCGUGUACCGGUAUCUGGGGCCAUGUUUGAUGCUUUGCCAAGGGAGAUCCAAAAUGGAAUGCUGCUACGUGUUCAACCAGUCCUGUUCAACAUAGGAAUUAAUGAACAGCAGACACUUGCAGAGAAGUUUGGUGACACAUCACUACAAGAGGUAAUCAAUGCAGAGAGUCUGGCCCGACUCAGCUCCUACUAUGAUCAGUUCAAGGAAGUGUUACCCGAGGACUGUCUGCCACGGACUCGUAGUCCACACUGUAUACCAGAGCUCCUGAAAUUCCUCAGUCAGAAUGUUAACUCCAAGAAGAGUAAGAAUGUGGAGAUUCUUUGGCAGGCAGCAGAGGUGUGCAGACGUCUGAACGGUGUACGAGUCACCAGCUGUAAGAGUGCAAAGGACCGCACAGCCAUGUCUGUAACUCUAGAGCAGUGUCUCAUCCUGCAGUUAGAGCACUGCAUGGCCCCACAGGUCUUAAGCCAAGCCCUGGACUGCAUGCGUAGUGAGGGCUGCAGAAGAGAGAAUACCAUGAAGAAUGUAGGCAGCCGGAAAUAUGCCUUCAACUCUCUCCAGUUAAAAGCUUUCCCCAAACAAUAUAGACCUCCAGAGGGUACUUAUGGUAAAGUUGAGACUUAAAAUGCAUUCUAACCAAAUUCCCUCAGCUUCCACUGAUCAUCAGCAGGCUACUCUCUUUGUUUACUUUAUUUGGUCAUGAUUGAUAUGAAGGGAGAACUGCAGUAAAAGCCUUUGACACCAUGAAUAUAGAUGCUCAUUAUAGCCAGGUAAAUAAUUAGGUCAGUGUUUUACCACUUAUCUGAUGUCACUUCUGUGUUAUUAUUUUUUGUUACUAGCGAAGAUAAUGCUUAACAUAUUAGGCAGAGUUUUUGGGUUGGUACUGAGUGUUACCAGCCUCUGUAAGACUUUUUUUUGCCAUCAACAAUUAAGCUAAUCAGUUAAGGAAUCUUAAAGGUGCAUUUCCACCACAAAACAACCUUGUUGUAACAUACCUAAUUAGCUUAAAUUCUGCAUUAGAAAAAUAAAUGUAAUUUACUUCAUUUAUUUACUCCUUAUGCUGUAAUUACACAUUGACUUUAUUAACAGUUUAAUGUCACUUUUGCCAUUCAAGUAACACUACCAGGUUAUAGAGUCCAGUGCACAAACUGUACAUGACCAUUGUUCUUCAUCAUUUACUAAAUUUGUACAUUAUGCUGGACCAUCAAAGAUGCAUCAGAGUUCUAUUAAGUCUUAAUGAUUUAACAAGGCUAUACAUAUGACGCUUUAAAUAAGCCCUUUAGCCUAACAACAGCACAUAUAGCAUCCUGUGCAUUUUACGGGUUGUGGAUAUCCAAGAAAAGGCCUUUCUCCUGCUGUUGCUAAGCACAGGUAAUGUUUGUACAAUAAAUACAGUACCAUGUUGUGAAUAGAAGUUAUAAUACUUUUAGCAGAGUUGUAUAUGAGAAAUUAGGGCACAUUCAAAAAGUUGUAGUAUUUGUAUUGUUUUAUGCAAAUUUCUUAUGUAUGUACUGUUCUAAAACCCCAAUUGCAGAAAAGGGUGGGAUGGUAGCAAAAAUACCGCCCCACACAAAGUCGAAUAAUAUUUUCUGUGUUGUUUGCAAUUAAAUAUGUGUUUAAACAAGUUUACAGAUUACAGCUUCCUAUUUUAUUUGCAUUUUAUCUACUGCCCAACCUUUUUGGAUUUUUUUUUUGUUAAUUAGUAGUACAUCAUUUUAAUUUCAGUAUAAAGCUUGUUGCUUAAAUUUACUGCUUGUCAUUAUUAUUACAGUUAAUUCUGACUAAAUUAUUUGUAGUAGCACAGGCACAAACAAUUGAAAUAAACCAGAUUAUAAGUGAUUGUGUAAGGUAAGUAAAGCAAGACUGUAUACAACUUCACAGAUCUAACACAAUUAGAAAUGUCUUGCAUCUGUCAGCAUGCAGUAAAGCCUGACCAAAAAAAACUAUGAUGAACUAUAUGUGUAUAUAGACAUUGUAAUGUGACUAUUGUUAAUAUUAUUUGACAGUUUUCAUAUUAUUUAUACUUAUGCCAACUGUGUAAAAUGAUGCUGAUAAAUAAGCAUAUUGUCUGUUUUUGUUUUGCCUUCGACAAUGUGGCAUAAAUUUCACCACUGCUGUACAAAAUGCUAAAUUAUUUAUUCGAACAUGCAACUAUUAAAACAACAGUAACAAACA
Trichomycterus rosablanca is the source of this 4728-nucleotide messenger RNA. RefSeq names its product inositol polyphosphate-4-phosphatase type I Aa (gene inpp4aa). Gene Ontology annotation, cellular component: cytoplasm. Gene Ontology annotation, molecular function: phosphatidylinositol-3,4-bisphosphate 4-phosphatase activity. Bases 253 to 3177 code for a protein of 974 amino acids. The record is from RefSeq and is a predicted model, not a curated record. The transcript has 23 exons. NCBI's taxonomy places the organism in Eukaryota, Metazoa, Chordata, Actinopteri, Siluriformes, Trichomycteridae.